Messenger RNA from Seminavis robusta, 1405 nucleotides. The record is from the annotation of a GenBank genome assembly. Lineage: Eukaryota; Bacillariophyta; Bacillariophyceae; Naviculales; Naviculaceae.
UUUGCACCCUUUGUCCACCUCCUCCGUCUCCUUGACCUUCUAAAAGCACGCUACGCUACCACAGCAAUUGUUUUGUCAUAGUCUAGUUUCGUCUGAAGCAUGAAGGUCUCUUCUGGUGCAACGGCAUUCCUGCUCGUCGCUUUGGCGCAGCUGUGCUUGGGUUUUGUUUCGAAAGCAACACCCAGCCCAGUAUGUGCGAGUAGAAAUCGAUGCAGUUCCCUUUCAGUCGCUUCGACGCCACUGGAGCUGCAAGAAAAGUUUGCCAAAAUCAAGCCAGCGCUGCCCGCUGAUUUGGACGUGGUUUCGGCUGGAGGAUGGUACAAUCUGCAAAAGACGUACGCGCAAGAAAGCCCCAAAGACGCACUGGUUCAACUCAUUGUGGAGGGACUGGUGGAUGGAAACAAAAAGGUGGAAUUUGCCGCAAAAGAGGAACGACUGAAUGCCUUGUUGAUUUUGCUCUAUGCCAUGGGAAAGGGGUUCGAAGCCGACGUUGUAAAUGGCGAAUGGUCCUUGGUCUUUAGCAAACAGGGCAAAAAAUCACCCAGAAUACAAAAAGCCGUUGGCAAAAAGGAACGGGCCGGGCAAUCUUCGGUCGUGUACGAUAUCCAAAGCAUGACCUUUUCCGGUGGUGCCACCAUUUUGAAAAAGGGCAAGGUGGCGUCCACGGUAAAGUACAAUCCACUUUCGCAGGGAUACUCCAAAACAGUCGACCACAAGAUUGUGAUUCGUCGCAUUGGGUGUGACAUCAUUGGUGCAUCCUGGAAGUUUUGGUUUCUGCCCAAGAUUCCUCUACCGCUUCGUGCCAAGGGUGGAUACCUGGAGUUUAUUUACAUGGAUUCCGAUAUUCAAAUCACCAAGGGAAAUCGCGGUGGACUGGCAAUUCACUUUCGCCCCGAGUACCUGGAAAAGAAGUUGGCAGCGUAUUCUGCAUAACAGUCAGGAAAUACUAGCAAUCUACCGAUCGAGCUGUCUCGUUGCUAUAGUUGGAACAAACGAGAUGACGACAAUACUUACUUGACUUGCAGACUUGCUUGAUCUCUCCGUACCGGAGUGGGACAGUGGAUUCUUGUCAGGCGUGUCCAUGCGAAAACAGGUCCAGUUUCCCCUUGCUAUUACUGUAGCAGCAGUUGGUUUUAGGCUGGGAAUAAUGUACCAUAAAACAAGCGUCUGCAUGAGUCUACAGCUCGAGGAAGAGGAACGAGACAACGUAGCUGUGGCUGAUCGCGUGCGUGUGUACAGCAUGGCCUAAUUAUCUCUCAGUCGAUGACUUGUUACCUCUUGAGACUACCGCUACGAUGCUACUUUAAAAGGGAGCUCAAAGCAAAAUCUUUCGUUCAUGAAUCAAUAGUUUAAUAUGUAAUACGUGAAGUUGUCGAAGCAGUUGAUUCAAAGUAUGAAACCCAAG